AUGUCCAGCCGCAAACCCACCAAAAAAGGCCCCAAGGAGGCUCUAUCAGUGGCAGAAAUGCUCACGACUCAGAGGCCGUCGCCAUGUGGCACUGUGGCCGACACAAGUCUCAGUAAUACAGGCUCCCUGGACGCCGCCGCAAGCAAAGCCCCUGAAGCCUCUAACCGCGCCACCCUCCAGUCGCUUGCAGAAGUGAAGUCAUACCUGGCGUCAGAAAUUAAGCACACAGCGGCGGAGGUGAAGGCCAAAAUUGCCGCCAUUGGGGCCCGCACAACGGAAACGGAACCCAGGGUGGCACGGAUGGUCACAGCACAAAAUGACACCGCAAAACUUACCAAUACCCUCCAGCAAAAAAUCACUGACUUGGAGAUAGAACUGGAGGACAUCUCCAACAGAUCGCGACGUAACAAUCUGUGUAUAAGAGGCCUGCCAGAAACAGUGAAGGAGGAAGACAUAGAAUCUGUGCUUAUACAAUGCUUUCGCCAAAGCCUGCCAAACUUACCAGACCACCUAUGGCUGGUUAAUAGAGCACACAGAGCCCUAAGGGCCAGAGGCCUGAAGACCAGCCCACCAAGGGAUGUCAUUAUGAAAUGGCCCUACUUCACAACGAAGGAGCCAUCCUAAGGCACAGCAGAAUGCGACCAUUCAAACAUGAAGGGGCUGAAAUUCAACUGUACCAGGACAUCGCUCCAGCAACACUCCUUCGCAGACGGGCAUGGAAACCAGUUACGGAUCUACUGCGGCAGAAAGGGAUUCGAUUUUCAUGGGGCUACACCUUCAAGAUCAUAGUCUUCCAAGGCCCUACACUAGCAAUAUUGCUACCCACUACAAACAUCCGAGACUUUAUGAAGGACUUGGAUAUAACGGUUCUGGAUGACUUGCAAUUGCCGGCAGAACUGCCACCUUUACCUGAGAGCUGGGAGGACCACAACUCCCGACCGGCCUGA
Messenger RNA from Pelobates cultripes (western spadefoot toad), 947 nucleotides. NCBI's taxonomy places the organism in Eukaryota, Metazoa, Chordata, Amphibia, Anura, Pelobatidae. The record is from the annotation of a GenBank genome assembly.